This is a messenger RNA of Engraulis encrasicolus (European anchovy), 6198 nucleotides long. RefSeq names its product tetratricopeptide repeat domain 6 (gene ttc6). The transcript is spliced from 33 exons. The record is from RefSeq and is a predicted model, not a curated record. Bases 124 to 6063 code for a protein of 1979 amino acids. Gene Ontology annotation, molecular function: protein binding. NCBI's taxonomy places the organism in Eukaryota, Metazoa, Chordata, Actinopteri, Clupeiformes, Engraulidae.
UAACAACAAAUAUUGCCAUUGCUGCAAUUCACCAGUAUAUAUUUCGGAAGCAUACGCUAUUUCAAGUUCUUUGGCACUGACCAGCAUUUCUUGUCAGUCCUAAGCCUAGAAUGAACAGGAGACAUGCCGACAAAAAAAGGAAUACUGAAGCCCCACGAGGAGCUCAGAAUGAAGAGGGAAGUAGAGGCCCUCCGUAACAAGUCCAAGUUGGAAUACCAGCAGAUGAAGGCCAAACAGUUAGAGGAGAAAAUCCACCCCCUGGCUUUCCUCUCGGACUCCUGCCACCCAAAGGAGUCACCUCAUGGCCAAGCGCCUGAGACCUCUGGUCAAGCUGAGGGCUCUCAAUCAAACCCGAGAGAGCCCGAGACACUUAAAACACCACAUUCAAUAGAGUUAAGAAUGGACCUCUUGCCGUCACCUCCAUCCUCAGCUCUCUUUGAGGUGAAGCCUCUCAAUCCGCAAGUUCACGAGUGCUACAUGCACCAUAGCCCCACAGAUGAAGAUCUGAGGGCAUCCACAGCUCUACCCGUGAUGCCUCCUCACGACAGCCCUGUCCCCUUCAAGUCAGCUAUAGCUCCACUGGCAGGCACCACCAAAGCUGUGCCAAUGUCGCAUAGGCCUCAACCUGUAACGAAGGCCCGAUCGGAGAGGCGGCCAUCGGCGCAGGAGGUGAGAAAGCCAAAGAUCCUCAAACAGAAGGCAGAAGACCCGAAGACGAAAGUGGGAGAGAGGCGUGUGACCCGGCGAUAUUACAACGUUGUGGUGAGCUCCGAUGAGUCCAGCGAGAGCAACAGUAGUGAAGACUCUGGCUCGGACCACUCUGGCUGGACCCAGCACAAAGCACGCAAGUUGCACAAGUUGCACAAGCAAAAGCCAUCACGGCCCGUGCGUCAAGCUCCGCUGCUGACCAGCUUAAAGACCAAACCGGUCACGAAAGCAAAUACACCCGCGGUGUCCCGCAAUACUGAACCCCACGUUGUGAGAUCCACCAUGGAGCUCCUGCAGGAGGCCAGGACCAUUGCCGGGGUCAAAGCCGAGAGCCAGGAGGAGGCCGGGGGGACAACGGUAUCGCCAGCACCCCUGCCAGUGACCAAAACUGUGAUGAGAACCAGCCGCCGCACCGUGGACGAAAUCAUCACCUCCUUGCAGGGCGAGACCUCAGUCUGCUCUUCCGACCAGAUUAUCAAAGACCUGAUGAAGCAGGUGCUCGGCGAUGGCUUCUUUGCGGACACUGAGGAGGAACCACAGAAGGAUGCUGUCGAACUCAAAGAGAUUAUCAAACCAAGACCUCAAGAGCCAAAAGAGCCAUCUGUUCGGAAGGAAAUCCACCCACCGACGAUGCAUGACCCAGUGCCAAAGAAGUCGCGUCUAGUGCAGCCGAAGCCCAGUCACGCCGUCAUCUACAAGCUUGACAGUGAACAGUCUGAUCAGUCUGAUUCUCCGAAACUCACAGAGGUAAAACAGGACCGCAUGGAGGCCAUAGGACAACCUGUUCCACGCUCAGAGAAGCUGUUAAAGGUUCAGGUGGUCCAAACCCACAUUCAGGGCCUCGCUCAUCUGGCAACCUGGUCUCCAAAAUUACACACAGAGGAGUAUAAGACCAUCCACCACCUGUGUACUACUCCGGCCAAUCGAGUGCUGCCUGUGGAGCUGGAGCUGGUGUCUAGGGUGUGCCAUACAACUGGCGUAGUACCCAAUGUUCUACAGCAGAGGGCAGCAAUUCCAUGCAAAUCAACACAGCAGGACACACUCAGAUACAUCAGUGAGGGAGUGGCACGGGAGUUGCAGCCAGACACAGCAGCAGAAGAUCAGGAGGACUGUGUGUCACACCUCUCACCAGAGAACCGGCUGGCCCUGGAGGACUGGAAACGCAUCGCUGAGUACUACGUGGAGAAACCCCGCAUCCUCAUGCAAGGACUCAGCGCUCCAUUCUGCGAGCGCGAGAUGAAAAUGUUCUGGAACCCUGCGCCACCCAAGUUCGGCUGCGCCCCCACAGUCCUGAGGGACAAGCUGUUCCCCAGAUAUCAGGUAGCGGGUACUGAAGACCUUCUGUCUGAGAUGGAGGAGUCCACAUCUGGAUCAUACAAGUCUAUGGAUCAGAACAGCACUGUCACAGAAAACGUGCUGUGCCAAAAAUUCAAAUCGAUGAUCGACCUUCGAGCCGAGGACUCAGACGACUCAACAACAGAAGAAUUCAGUACCGAUAAGGUGAAGCGGCCCCGCUCUGCUCCACUCCUCGGUGAGUGCACUGAACCAAGCCUCCACAUCAAGACCGACUUCCGCUCCAUCACCUGCGAGCUGGAGGUGGUGCGCAAGUUCAGGCAGUCCCUGUCCACCCAAAAUGCCCUCCAGCGCCAGCAGCAGCAGCAGCAACAGCAACAGCAGGGCCAGGGCAUCUCAAAAGACCCGCCUUCAACACACAAGUCGCCCUCCACCAAGGCUUCACAGGCUACCGAUGCUCACCAAGCCUCUGAAACUGAGGGGUCGUCGGCCUCGUCACGACAGCAUGCUCACCACCCGCAGCAGCAGCGCAAGCGCAGCGUCAAGACCGAGGCUGCUCCAGUGCAGGAGCAGGAGCAGGAGCGCACGACGCACAAGAACAGCUCCGCAGGCACCAGCAAUACGAGACGCAGAACGGCCAGGACGAAGAGGCUGCAGCCGGACAAGCUGGCUAGCAUCCUACGCUUGUUGAAGGGGAAGCCUCGCACCUUGGCCAGGAGUGAGUCGGUGAGCCGCUUGUCCCAGAAGUCCGUGUGCUUCACCCAGCGGGAACGCUCCAGCCUGCUGCGCUGGCCUAGUCUGCCCAUGCUGCUGGACUUCCCGGACUUCGCCACCCAGCGUGGGGGCAUCGCACCCGAGGAGGAGGAGCGCGAGUGGGUGCGGGACAUCUGGGAGGUCUGGUUCGAUGAGGUGUUCCCGCCACUGGACGAGAGCAUCAGCGUGGUGAUCGCCGACCCCCAGAAUGGCUCAAUGGUGGACGCCGAGUGGACGGAGAGCCCGGAGCGCAACACCCAGGAGCUGGAGGUGGUGGACCUGUCUCAGGCGCUGGGCGAGGGGCUGACGGCGUCCGACCUGCAGGAGGAGGUGGAGGCGCUGACCCAGGCCAUGGCCCAGCAGGACCAGCCCAGCGCCUUCCACCUGUGUCGCCGCGGAGGCCUCUACAAGAAGCUCGGCCUCCUCAGCCAGGCCAUGGACGACCUCAACAAGGCCAUAUCCAUGGAGCCUGGCUUGCUGAAUGCCUACUGGCACAGACACAGCAUUUAUCUGCUCCGAAAUGACCACACCAGUGCCCUGGAGGACCUUGACUACAUCAUCAAGCAUGGAAAGAAGCCAGCUGAUGCCUUCAGGUCCAGGGCUGAGAUCUGCAGGGCACGGGGCCAGGCCACUUUGGCCAUCCUAAACUACACUCACGCCAUCAAGUGCAAUCCGGACAACGACGAGAACUACUUCAGGAGGGCCCAGAUGUACAUGCAGACCGGAGAGAUCGUGCUGGCUCUAGACGACUAUGCUAAAACGUAUACCAUCAACCCCAAGAGGACGGACGCCCUGAUGAUCCAUGGGGAGCACUACUACCAGAAUGCCAACUGGCUGGUGUCGUUGGCAGACUUCACAGCCGUGCUCAAGCAGGAGCCGGGCCACGCGUUAGCCAGGACGUACCGGGGCCAGAUCCAUGCCAAGCUGGGCCACUUCCACAGUGCGGUGGAGGACUUCUCCCUGGCGGUGCACCUGAAGCCGCUGGACUGGAAGGCCUUCUACCACCGCGGUUGCCUGCUGAGGAAGAGGGAGCCCGAGGUUGCCCUCCGGGAUCUCAGCACCUCCGUGCUGAUCAAUGACAGCAAGGAAAACUUUAGUGCCUUCCUGCACCGUGGCCUGAUCUACUGUGACCUCAAACAGUGGAAGCAGGCCUUGGCCGACUUUGAAGCAGUGGUCAAACUGGACAGCUCUAUAGCAGUGGCCCACGUGAACCUGGGUCUGAUCUACAUGCUGAAGAUGGACCAGCACUAUGAGGCUAUCCAGAUGUUUAGCAAUGGCCUGAAAGUCAACCCCACCUAUAUCCGAGCUUACAUAUGCAGAGCCAAAGCCUUUCAUGUCGUGGGUAAUUUGAAGAGUGCACUGAAGGAUUUGGUGAGUGCCUCACACAUGAGACCUGACAUGCACCAGCUCUACAUACUGAGGGGCCAGUAUCUGUGUGACAUGGGAUUGUUCAGCCUUGCAACCCGCUGUGUCCAGUAUGCCGCUGAUAUGAACCAAGCUCUGGGAUCGUCUCAACUGCAGCAGGCAGCCGUGUACUCUUUCCUGGGCAACAAUGACAAGGCCAUGACCUGCCUGACUAACGCCUCAGACGAAUCCCGCCUGCCCAUCCUCAUCCUGCUGGGGAAGACUCAGAUGAAGGCCCACCUCUUCCAGGAUGCGAUGGAGAGCUUUAAGAAGGCCCUGGCACAGCUGUUGGAAGGCUACUCGUCGAACGCUCGCGAGGCGGCUCAGAUCUACCACCUGAUGGGAAUGUGCCACAUGUCCCAGGGCUCCCUCUUUCAGGCUUGUGAUGCAUUCAGCAAUGCGGUGAAGAUGUACCCUGACUAUGCAGAGGCCUACCACCAGCGUGGGCUGUGCCGCAUGCGUCUCCAACAGGUCAAGAGUGUUCAGGACCUCAACAGAGCACUCUCCAUCAACCCCUACUUCUUCCAGGUGUACCUGAGCCGUGCAACCUACUAUGGCAGCAGAGGGCGAUACUCCAAGGCCAUCCUCAACUGCAAUGCGGCCAUCAAAGUGCAGCCGAGCAGUGUGAGGGCGUACCUUUACAGGGGUGCUUUCAAGUACUUCCUCAAGGUGUUCAACGGGGCAGUGGACGACCUGACCACAGCUAUCAAACUGGACAAGUCUUGUGCUUUCGCGUACUACAACCGCGCUGUUUGCUACCACCAGAUGAAGGAAUACGAGAUGGCGCUGCGAGACUAUGCCAUCGUGCUGCUGCUGCCCGAGCAGAAAGAGAUCAGCCUGAAAGUAUUGAUCAACAGAGGCCUGCUGUAUGUGGAGCUGAAUGAUCAUCACAAUGCACUGGUGGACUUCUUAACUGCCUCGGAGAGGAAGCCAAAGGAUCCGGCUAUACACCAUGCCCUAGGAGUAUAUCACCACAGACUAGGCCAGCUACAGCAGUCUGUGGAGGCCUAUACGGAGGCCAUGCGCAUCAGCCCCUUCCUGCUGGACACGUACGUGGGCCGAGGCAGCGCCUACAUGGACUACGGCCACACCCAGGCCAACAAGCAGGCCCAGAGGGACUUCCUCUCCGCACUGCACCUCAACCCACUCUGCCUCAAUGCACGCAUCUGCCUGGCCUACAACUUCCAGGUGUUUGGAUGCUUCCAGAAGGCCUGGAACCAGUUCACCAUCGCCCUGGAGAUCAGUCCCAACAGCUGGGCAGCGUACGAGGGACGUGCCGUGGUCAACCUGCAGAUGGGCAAUCUCUACGCCGCCUUCCAGGACAUCUGCAAGGCUCUCAGGCAUAACCCUCUACGUGACCAGCUUCUGACUAAUCGGGGCGUGAUCAGCCAGUGCAUGGGAGACACGGCCACGGCCAUGAAGGACUACCACAAGGCCAUCGGCGUCAACCCCAAUUACGCCUUGGCCCACUUCAACGCUGCCAACCUCUACUUCUUCAACAGGCAGUUUGAAAAGGCCCUGGAGUACUACAACCGGGCCGUGGAGUUGGACCCGGAGGAUGAGUCGGCCGUGCUGAACCGCGGCAUCACGCUCACCCUGCUGCGGAGGGCCCCGGAGGCGCUGCAGGACUUCGCCGUGGCCCUCAAGCUCAAUCCGCACUCCUCGCACGUCUACCUGAACAGGGCCAAUCUCUACUGCUCCCUCAGGAAGUAUCGCCGCGCCGAGAGGGACCUCACUCAAGCUAUCGAGCUGCAGCCCAAAGACGCUCUGCUGUAUAAGCUGCGCGCUGACGUGCGCGGUAAGCUGGGCUUCACCCAGCAGGCCCUGGAGGACUACGGAACCUCGCUGGAGCUCCAGGAGGCCCAGGAAGCCAAGGAGUCACCACGUCGACCCUCCGCACGCUGACGUCUCAUCUGCAAGGCCCUCACACGUUGCGGCUCCGGAAAAUAGAGCCGAAGGCAGCAGGUUCCAUCCCUACUACAUAACCGUUUUCCACAGCACCCCGAUGACAUGCCUUAUUAAACAUAAGAGCGCACUGUA